AUGGGUGUUCCCUUCGAGACCCUGAUCCCUUACGGGAUUAUCAUCGGCAUGUUUACUGCCACGGGCGCUGGCCUCUAUACUGUCAAGCGCUGGGCCAACGAUGGCAAGAAGGCGCGCUGGAACCGGGAUCUGUGGGAUCGGCAAAUGAUGGAGCGAGACCUGCGAAUCACUGGUUCAUGGAGAGGACAGUCGAGCAAUCACCAAGCACCCAAGGGAUUCGAAGUCAGCAACCCGUGGAAGCUCGAGAAGCGGAUUUACUAG
This is a messenger RNA of Penicillium alfredii, 261 nucleotides long. RefSeq names its product NADH dehydrogenase [ubiquinone] 1 alpha subcomplex subunit 1. Bases 1 to 261 code for a protein of 86 amino acids. The transcript has 5 exons. The record is from RefSeq and is a predicted model, not a curated record. NCBI's taxonomy places the organism in Eukaryota, Fungi, Ascomycota, Eurotiomycetes, Eurotiales, Aspergillaceae.